Molecule: messenger RNA, 675 nt
Organism: Pteronotus mesoamericanus
Lineage: Eukaryota; Metazoa; Chordata; Mammalia; Chiroptera; Mormoopidae
Gene: TMEM35B
Product: transmembrane protein 35B
Exons: 3
Coding region: 1-459 (152 amino acids)
Source: RefSeq, a predicted model, not a curated record
AUGGCGCCUUUGCUCGGCGUGCUGCGCGUCCUGCUGGGCGGCUUCUUCGCGCUCACGGGGGCGGCCAAGCUCUCGGAGCAGAUCGCAGCUCCCGCGUCGCAGCAGAUGAAAGCCCUGUUCGAGCAGUUUGCUGAGGUGUUCCCGUUGAAGGUGUUCGGCUAUCAGCCAGAUCCCAUGAGCUACCAAGUGGCUGUGGGCUGGCUGGAACUGCUGGCUGGGUUGCUGCUGGCCCUGGGCCCACCGAAGCUGCAAGAGAUCAGUAACUUUCUUUUGAUCGUGCUCAUGAUGGGGGCUAUCUUCACCUUGGUGUCUCUAGAAGAAUCACUGAUCACCUGCGUCCCGGCUGUCGUCUGCCUGGUGCUUCUGCUGAUGCUGGAUAUCUGCCAGUACGCAGUCAGAACUCAGAAGGUGGUCACACCCACUGGGAAAAAGUCUCCAAGCACAGUCACAAAAUCCUGAGAGUAGAGUGUCUCUUGCCUCUCUGAGCCAUGCCACUAUCAUGGCAAGAACAUGGAAGGACACAGAAUCUACCACCUUGCAACCAAUACAGUAUGUCCAGGGUCAAAAUAUGGCCAGUGUCAAAACAGACAUCUUGACUACCUGGCUCUGCUUUCUUUCUUGGACAUCUACUGCUCUUUGGCAAUAACUAGCAUUCCUCUUAUCAAUUCCUUUGUA